AUGAAAUUUAAAUGGUUUUGUUUAUUUAUUUGUUUGGCAACAGAGCCAAUGACAACAACAUGUACUGGUUCGUGGAAUCCUACAGCAUCGCUUCAGUAUGGGACAGGCUCACCUGGCAGUUUAUCAACUCAGUUUAAUUUUCCCACCGAUAUAUUUAUUGAUAGUAGCGAUAAUCUUUAUGUUGCCGAUAACAACAACGGUCGAAUCCAAAAGUUUGCAAUGGGCUCAACUAUAGCUACAACGGUUGCCGGCGGUCAAGGAGGAGGGACGAACCCAAAUCAACUUAAAAAUGCGGCGGGUGUUUUUGUUAAUAGCGCUUAUAUAUAUGUUAGUGAUGUACAAGUAGGGACUGGCACCCGUAUACAACGAUUUCCAUACAAUUCAGUAAGUGGCACCGCUGCAACAACUGUGGCUGGUUCAUCGGGUUUUAGCGGCUCAACAACAGAUAAAAUCGGGAACUGUUGGAGCUUGUACGUUGAUAGCAAUAAUAACGUGUUUGAAACAGAUUUUACGAACUGUAGAGUAUUAAAAUUUCCAUCCGGUUCUACCAGUGGCUCGUUCGGUGCGCUCAUAGCUGGUACUAGUACGUGUGGAAACGGUGCAAAUCAGUUAAAUGUUCCGCACGCUGUCACUCCAAAUUCAGCGAAUACCGCUUUUUAUAUCGCUGAUACCCAGAAUAAACGUGUUCAGGUAUGUCCACAGAGCGGCGCCGGUGCAUGUACAACAUUGGUAGGCGCACCCACACUAGACGGACCUACCGACGUUCAACUAGGUCAUGAUGGAAAUUUAUACGUGUUAGAUAGUACUCGGGUAUUACGGUUUCCAGGUGGUUCAGGUACUGGAAGCGUAGUUUUAUCAUCGUUAAGUCAAGCAUGGGCAAUGGCAUUCGAUUCGCAAAUGAACAUGUAUAUUGUCGAAUUUGGUCAGCAUCGUGUGCGAAGAUUUGAUUACAGAUGCUAA
Didymodactylos carnosus is the source of this 960-nucleotide messenger RNA. NCBI's taxonomy places the organism in Eukaryota, Metazoa, Rotifera, Eurotatoria, Philodinida, Philodinidae. The record is from the annotation of a GenBank genome assembly.